AUGAAAAAUACCAAUGACGAGCGGGUGAUCCUUAACGUUGGUGGCAUCAAAUAUGAAACAUAUAGAUCAACAUUAACUGCAUAUCCAAAAACGUUACUUGGAGCAAUGUUCCAAGAAAGAAACGGAGCGAUGCUUCAUCCGACGAAUGGCAAUGAAUAUUUCUUUGAUAGAAAUGGUCGAGCAUUUCAUUACAUAAUGGAAUUUUAUCGGACAGGUGAAAAUGUGUGGCCCGGUGAAGAUACCUUAGAGCAAAGCUACACAUUAGUCUCACAACAAGAAUUAAUUAAAGAAAUCGAUUACUUUCAAAUUCCUAUAAAUUUAGGUCGAGCACAUACUGACAUAAUUCCUGACUCAAAAACUUUGGCUUCAAGAUUAGAUGAAUUUGUUAACGCAUUGAUUGAUAGCAUUUAUGAUAUGAGAUUCGAAUUUCUUAAUAAUGUUACAAUUAAUUUUUAUAAUCGAAAAAAAGUUGUUGAAGGAGAUCCAAGUACAAUGUAUUCACUUUGGCCUUAUAUUGAGACUGUACAAAGACGUUUAAAACCAUUUGAGACAAGUGGGAGUAGAAUGUUGGAUCUUUUUGGUGAUCAGAUUGUCGCAAAGUUGAAUUCUAAAGAAAAUAUUAAAUGUACGAUGAAAAAAUAUGCUUAUGGUACUGAUUUGGUGUUUAGAUUCGAACAGGAGUUUAACACUAAGGAAAUUCUUAGUUAUUGUAAAGAACUUGAAUAG
Dentiscutata erythropus is the source of this 726-nucleotide messenger RNA. Lineage: Eukaryota; Fungi; Glomeromycota; Glomeromycetes; Diversisporales; Gigasporaceae. The record is from the annotation of a GenBank genome assembly.